Messenger RNA from Trichobilharzia szidati, 2480 nucleotides. The record is from the annotation of a GenBank genome assembly. NCBI's taxonomy places the organism in Eukaryota, Metazoa, Platyhelminthes, Trematoda, Strigeidida, Schistosomatidae.
AUAGGCUAAAAUGAAUGAAUGCAUGAACAAUCAACGAUCCUUAUAGGUCAAGGCGAAGGAAGAUAUGCAUACAAAAGAAAAACGAAAUGAUUGGGAAAGCCUUUCCCUUUUUCUAUUUUGACCUAUAUCUAUCUAUAUCUUCUAUAGUUGGUUUUGUAAGGAUUAGUUACAAAUUCAUUCUCAAUGAUGGAUGUACCACUGUGUGAAUCGACAAGCCUUUCAAGCCUUCAAACAAGAAAAUGCAUAACUCUCUGGAGGUAUAAAAAGCUACAAACUUUCUGAUCACAAUAAAUGUGAACAAAACAACUAAUACAUUAUAUAAGGGAAUAAAAAUCUUAUAUCAAAACAUAGAAAUUCAUUGUUUGAUGAAAUAUUUUGGAAUAAUCUAUCAUAAAAUACUCUUGAAUGAGUAGUUACACUAUUUGCGCUGAGAAGAAAGGUAAAAUUGACUGAAACAUAAACAGAAUGUUAAAGAUCACAUCAGUACUCCACGAACUGCACAUAUGUCAAAUCCCAGUGAAAAAUCGCCUAGUUCUACAAUAAUUAAUGGUGAAAUUGUGAAUAAAUCACAUUCAACUAGUAACACAAAUACCUCAUUACCAUUUGGGAGUACUGUAGCCAAUAUAAUGGCUGAAGCUGUACACGCAGUUAGUGGUGGUGGAGUUGGCGGCGGCGGCAGUGGUGGUGGUGGUGGUGGUACAAGUAGUACUAAUAAACCUGGAGUCACUGGUAUUGGAGGCAGUCAUACAGCCAAUGUAUGUGAAUCAUGUCAUAAAACUAAAUUUGCUGACAACUCUGGAAAUUCAUGUGUGUAUUGCAAGCGUAGAACGUGUACACGAUGUGGUAAUCAUUCAGAAAUAAAACCCAAUGUGAUUCAAUGGGUUUGUAAACAAUGUAUUCAAAAACUUGGUACUACUGAAGGACAAAAAAUGUCACCCAAUUCUACUCUGCCCCAGCAUACAGAAACAUCUGCGAGCAGUAUUACUGGACGUUUAGGUGAAAGUAUUAAGAGUUUUAUAUCUAAACCAAAAACACCGGAUAUUAAAAGGCAAUUACCCCAGGUUAACAUCAGAAAUCAAAAUCUUCCGUACUCUCCAGAUGCAUCAAGUGGAAAUAGACUUCAAAAUGCAGGUUCAGGACGUCUACUUCCAAAACCCUAUUCUACAAUGCGAUCAAAUAGUCUGGAUGCAGAUAAAACAGCUUACAUUGGCCCAGAUCAAUCCGGGUACUAUGGUGACCAAAAAAGACCAUACACAGAUAGAUAUCCUAGACACGAUCAUACUCCUGGUGAGUAUGGUCAUGUUAGACCAAGAAGAACAUCCGGUGAUUAUUAUGCCUCAGAUGAAUUUCAUCCUUACAGAGAAGUAUCAAGACAAUAUCCAUAUGAUUCAAGAAUGCCAAAUAAUGUCUACCUUGAUACACUGUAUACCGGAGAUUCCUUCACUUCAGAUCCAUCAGAUUCUCCAUGUCAAAGUGGCGGAAGUAUAAAACAUAGUGUAUCCUAUGGAAGAACUUCUGCACAUGAUUAUCCUAGAUAUCAAGAAAUGGGAUAUAGAAGUGAUCAACACUUUGAUUCACAAUCACCCUAUUUAAAACCAAAUUAUUCAUCGAGUUCUUUUAGUUCACAAAAACGAAAUAUUCCAAAUUGGGAAAAUUAUCGUUAUGGUGCUAUACCACCAAGAUAUCGUGAUCAACUUCGUCAUCAUCAAUUGCAUCAUCUUUCAUUUAGUAGUUCUGAUGGAGAAGAUUUCAGUGUUGUUGAUGAUGGUUCAGUCCAGUAUCAAGAGCCUAGACGAAGACUAUUACCGAGUAAUUUUGAAAGAAAACCUUCACCUUAUUCUCAAGGGACAGUUACAGAUGAUGAUGAUCCAGCGAGUCAAUUUUAUAUUAGUAAACGUUCAACAACUCCAUACUAUGGUGGUCAGUUGAAACCACAUGUAUGGGAUCAAGAUCGAGCUUUAUCAUUAUGUGAUGAACCGCCAAGAUAUCCAUAUGACUAUGAGACACAAUCUGAACAUCAUCGACGACUUCCAGAAAACAGAAAUUCAGCAUAUCAAGGAGAUGUACGAUACAACCAUGAAGAUGGAACAAUUAUUACAACAAGGAGACCAGCGAAAGGUUCAUCAUCACAUCCAGUCACAUGGAAUGUUUCAGAAGACGGUAGACGUUUAAUUGGUCAUAUGAUACUUCGAAAGAAAUCUGAUCCUCAAUUUGGUGAACCAGGAUCUGUAUUAGGUCUUAAAUUAGCUGGUGGUCGACUUGAUCGAUCUAGACGUCUUUGUGCAUUUGUUACUCAGAUUAAACCAGGCAGUCCAGCAGAUGUUGUUGGACAUUUAAGACCUGGUGAUGAAAUAUUAGAAUGGAAUGGACAAUCACUUCGUGGACUAAGUGCUGAUGAAGUCUCACAAAUUAUUUAUCAAUCAAAAGAUGAAAUACAAGUGGAAUUAGUUGCUCAAAGAGAAAUAAAUAAUAAUAAAUAA